UCUAAUCCUUUUUGUUGUUGUUGUAUAGCCAACUGAAAACCAAUAUGCCCAGAAGCUGCUUGGAAGCUACUGCCGCCACAUCUAAAAGUGGCAUCUACAAGAUUCAAGUUGGAAGCCUUAGCGAAAGCCCAUUUGAGGUGUGGUGUGAUCAGGAUACCGACUUCGGCGGUUGGACCGUCAUACAGCGGCGUGUAAGUGCUGAUGUGGACUUUUAUAGGAAUUGGACGGACUAUAAGGUCGGUUUCGGCAACUUGGCGGAUAACUAUUGGAUCGGGCUCGAUAAGCUGCAUGCAAUCACUAUAAGCUGUGAACAUGAGUUGUACAUAAAAAUAGAAACCUCCGAUGGUGUGAAAUACUAUGCGAAAUACAGUAUAUUCGUU
This is a messenger RNA of Bactrocera oleae (olive fruit fly), 380 nucleotides long. The record is from RefSeq and is a predicted model, not a curated record. Lineage: Eukaryota; Metazoa; Arthropoda; Insecta; Diptera; Tephritidae.